UCCUUUUACGCAAGGGUUCGUUCCUCGACGCUAACUUCCCUCUCCAGAGUCCACACACUUCACACACAGACCUAAACCUCUUUGUCACGUUCUCAAGCGGUCUCCACCGUUGGUUUUCCGGCGAAUCUAGCCUCGUCUUCGUCGGUUACUUCCCUUUUUCUUCAGUGUAUCUUGAAGAUUUCUAAUGGCCACUGAGAGGAACGCUAUGGACUCCGAGCUGCAAACUGUAACAGAUUCAGAUUCGACACCAAAGAGACAUAAUGAGGUAUUUAAAAUCUUAUUAGGCGAGCUGCAAACUGUAACAGCUGCAGAUUCUACACCAAAGAAACAUGAUGAGUCUCCUCCAACAGAUGACACAAGUCGUACCGUCACAGGGUCAACUACCUCAUCUGUGACCGUUAGUGCAUGUGCUAAUGGAACUGACGUAGUCUCUUCUCAGCCAAAUGGAAAUGGUCAAGCAUAUGCUACGGAUUUUCCAAAGGCAAGUCACCGUGACAAAAACAACAGUUCAUAUAAUAACUAUCAAGAUUCGAAUCUUCACGGUGAUCGAGCAGUAAGAAGCUAUUGUUGGUCUCAAACUUCAGUGUCGUCUACAAAGCCUCCAGGAAAUCUCAAUGUUUAUGGUCAACUUCCUUCCUUUACACAAUCACAUGCGUUCAGACCAACAUUCAAGGGAAAGCAAGCGGCAGGACAGUUUACAAAACAUGCCAAUCAAAAGACAAGCUCAGUCCCAUAUAGCGGUUACUACGGUAAUGGAAACACAAAUAGUGGUUUCAGGGAUCAGAGAGAUGAACACAGGAAGCCUGAGAGAAACGGAGAAUCUGAUUCAUUGGUUGAAAUGAAAUGCGGUCCGAGAACCAGUGCAAAGACUCAUCCUCCUUCUGACUCAUCAUCAUCACUCAAGCAGAACAGUUCGUUUGUAUUGGAUCUUCGUAGAGAGAUGUUUAACCUCCCAGAUUUUCAGACCGACUACGAGAAUGCCAAGUUCUUCGUGAUCAAGUCAUACAGCGAAGAUGAUGUUCACAAGAGUAUCAAAUACUCCGUGUGGUCAAGCACUGUCAAUGGAAACAAGAAACUAGAUGCAGCUUACCGUGAUGCUGAAGCAAAAACACUCGUUGAUGGCAAGAAACGUCCCAUUUUCCUCUUCUUCUCGGUGAAUGCGAGUAGACAGUUUGUUGGAUUAGCAGAGAUGGUUGGAUACGUGGACAUGAACAAGGAUUUAGAUUUCUGGCAAGUUGACAAGUGGUGCGGCUUCUUCCCUGUCGAGUGGCAUGUGGUUAAAGACGUCCCUAACUGGGAGCUAUGCCACAUCGUACUCGACAACAAUGAGGGCAAGGCGGUUACUCACACGAGGGAUACUCAAGAGAUCAAACUCAGAGAAGGUCUCCAAAUGCUUUCAAUAUUCAAGAAGUUUUCCGCGGUGACGUCUUUGUUAGAUGACAUGGACUUUUAUGAAGAACGAGAGAAGUCUCUUCGGUUGAAGAAGGAGCAUAAACCAGCUACUCUUCGCAUGGAUCUCUUCAAAGAGAAAGACUAUGAUUAUGAGAAUGGAGGUAACAGGAGAAUGAAUCAAGAUAGAGGAUAUAACUGGAGCAGAACACAACAGUCUCUUGUCAAUCAAACCAAGAAUCUCUCCAUAAGAGGAGGCUACUCUGUGUCCAAGAAUAACACUCGCAAUCCUAGAUGAGACACCCUUCUUAGUUUUAUCUUCUAUUUAUUAGUGAAUUGGUUUUUACUUAGUUCAGGGAAUCAUGAUUGUCUUUUGUUUUCCUUUGUUAGGGCGUUGUGUUUUUUUUUUUCUUUUUUUCCUCUACAGAUGUCUUUUGAGAGAGCUUGCAGAUUUCAUUUUCACAAAACUCAUAAACAAAUCAAUCAUUCAUAAUAUUUGUGACCAAAAAAGAAGAUACAUUUUGU
Molecule: messenger RNA, 1914 nt
Organism: Brassica oleracea var. oleracea
Lineage: Eukaryota; Viridiplantae; Streptophyta; Magnoliopsida; Brassicales; Brassicaceae
Product: YTH domain-containing protein 1
Exons: 9
Coding region: 185-1687 (500 amino acids)
Biological process (GO): mRNA destabilization
Cellular component (GO): cytoplasm
Molecular function (GO): mRNA binding
Source: RefSeq, a predicted model, not a curated record